UUUCGUAAUCUCGCAACACUCGAGAUUUUACGCGAACAAAAAUAGCUUCAGCGACUCUCUUUACUAGCUUGGGACAAAGAAGCACUUUCAGGCAGAUAUAGAGACAUAUAUUGCCGAAAAUGAUACAACCACAGCAUGGUCAACAUAGAUUUCCCCAACCAGGUCCCCCAGUAAGGCCCUUUCAACAGCCGGGUUAUCCUGGGGGACCACCCAGACCAGGGGGUUAUGGACCAGGACCACAGAUGGGACAAUCCGGUCCUAGGAUGAUGAGCCAUGGACCAAUGCCACCACACCCAUAUGCAGGAGGAUCCCCCAGUUCCAAAAGUGCUCGAUCUGAAAAAUCCAAGGAGAGCUCGGCUCGCGAUAAAGUUAAAGACGUGGGUGCUAUGCGACCCGGCAUGCCUCCGCCGCCUCAUGGGAUGCCAACCCCCCACGGAAUGGACAGAAAGAGACCGCCAGACCCAAGGGGCACCCCCCAACAAAUGAAACAGGCAGCGAAGAAGAAGAAAAAAGUAGCAGACAAGAUUCUUCCUCAGAGGGUGAGGGAUCUGGUCCCAGAGUCCCAGGCAUAUAUGGAUUUGCUGGCUUUUGAGAGGAAAUUAGAUGCGACUAUCAUGAGGAAACGACUGGACAUACAGGAGGCUCUCAAACGACCCAUGAAGCAAAAGAGGAAAUUAAGAAUCUUUAUCUCCAAUACGUUUUACCCUGCCAAAUCUGAGGGUGAGGAUGGGGAUGAGACUGUUGCAUCAUGGGAACUGAGAGUGGAAGGGAGACUACUGGAAGAUGCAGCCAGUGCCAAGCUGAAUGACACCAGUAAGAUGAAAAGAAAGUUUUCCUCCUUUUUCAAGAGUUUAGUGAUUGAGCUAGACAAAGAACUGUAUGGCCCAGAUAACCACCUGGUAGAGUGGCACCGGACUCCCACAACUCAGGAAACAGAUGGUUUCCAAGUCAAACGUCCAGGAGACCAGAAUGUCAAAUGCACAGUCCUGUUAAUGCUUGAUUAUCAGCCUCCCCAGUUUAAGUUGGACUCCCGGCUGGCCCGUAUCUUGGGAGUUCAUACACAGACGCGACCGGUCAUCAUCAACGCUCUAUGGCAGUACAUCAAAACACACAGUCUUCAGGAUCAUCAUGAACGCGAGUACAUCAACUGUGACAAGUAUUUAGAACAGAUUUUUGAGUGCAAGAGAAUGAAGUUUGCGGAGAUUCCCGGGAAACUUCACAGUUUAUUGAUGCCUCCAGACCCAAUAGUCAUCAACCAUGUUAUCACGGUCGAGGGGCCUGAUGCCAGGAAAACUGCAUGUUAUGACAUUGAUGUAGAAGUGGAUGACACCCUGAAACAACAGAUGAAUUCCUUCCUUCUGUCUACAGCGAGUCAGCACGACAUCGGAUCACUAGAUUCUAAGAUUCACGAAACCGUGGAAACGAUAAACCAGCUGAAAACCAACAGGGAAUUCUUCCUGAGUUUUGCAAAGGAUCCUCAAGAAUUCAUAAACAACUGGCUGAUCUCGCAGUCACGGGACCUCAAGACAAUGACUGACGUUGUGGGGAACCCGGAGGAGGAGAGACGGGCUGACUACUACUACCAGCCCUGGUCCCAGGAGGCCGUCUGUCGCUAUUUCUAUGGCAAGGUGUGUGUCGGGAUUGUACUAGCUCAGAAAUGGAAUCCAAAGAUAUAUACAUACAGAUUAGAGCUUUCAAUCACAAUCCUUGGUCUUCAAUUAGUUUCAGUUUUAUUCUUAAAAGUAUUGAAAUCUUUGAAUAGGUCCCUAAUCGACAGUCAAUAAUGUGUGACUUUUGAUUGGAUGAAUUCAACAUGUAUUUCAAAAUGAACUGGGCAAAAUUUACCAUACAAAUACUUAGUAUACCAUUAAGUGAAACGUAAUAUCUUUGUUUUAAUCUAUUAUUCAAAUAUCAUACUAAGAAUGUAUUGAUUUUUUACAGCAGUGAUUUGCGUACAAGUAAAUUCAAUACAUGUUGCUUGACAUCGAGAAAACAAUCUGUAGUAAACAUUAUUUUACAGCACACAUUGUCUCUCUAUAGAGGGCUUACAACAGUGAUGAAAAUAAAGAUAGUAAAAAUAUAGUUCCAGAUGUUAGUUUUCAGUGAAGUAUCCCCAUAACAAACCAUAUUAUACAGAAUAAUCUGGAUAUCCUAGUUUGUAUUUGACCAAUCAGAGACUAGACUACAAUAAGAAUUAAAUUAUGUAUAUUUUAAAAACAAAACAAAUGUUGCUCUGGUAGCCUUCCUUAGGCUUAAAAGAAAGUCACAGUAAUCCACAUCGGAGAUUUCAUAUAAGAGAUAAGACAAUAACAAGCGUAAUAUAAAAGAUAAGACAAUAACAAGCGUAAUAUAAAAGAUAAGACAAUAACAAGCGUAAUAUAAGAGAUAAGACAAAACCAACCAGGAAGUGCAUUUGUAUGUAUAUAUAUUCAGAGUAGAAUCAAAUCAAAAACUUAUUUAAAAAAAAAUAACCGUUUUGAACUGGAAAAAAAAAUAUGUAUCAUGACUGAACAAUAUUUUGUUUCAUUGUGACAGCCCAGAUAAAGAACUGUAUGUGCUGUCAUUAUGAGUGUAAACAAGAUGCUUAGCAACCUGUAUAUUCAUUGUUCUUGCUAACUACUGAUGUAAAAUACAAAAUCUACAGUCCAACUUAUCAAAAGGUGGGUCUACUAAGACUGAAAUGUAAAUUGAUAUAAUUCCACAACGAAUGCACUGUGACAUAAAAAAAGAGAAGAAUUUAUCCAUCAAACUUCAUUACUUAACGAAAUCUGGUCAUCUCAAUAAGAAUUGAAUUGACAUAACUGAUGCUGGGACUUUUUCCAGGAUUUUCUAUGUAACAAAAAUGCUGUUAUGUAGGUAUAUCUAUGAAUUGACAUCGUCUGGCUGGUUUCUAGGGUGUCACAAAUAUAGCUGCUUCGUGCAAAUUCUCAAAAAAAAACCCAUCUCAAAUUGACUUUAAAGUUUGCUCUAGAAACAAUACAGUGAGGCAUAUAUACCCACAUUCAUGAUUUGAAAUGAUGUUGAAUAUAAGGGCAGAAAAUAGUAUCUGGUAGAAAUUGAUAAUAUACUUCCCAAAAUAUUAGCAAUUCUAUAAAACUCAGGAGCAAACCUCUUGAAUAUUCCAGGUUCAGCAGAGAAGAAUGGAACUGGAACAAGCGCUGGGGAUUCGGAAUUCCUGAAGUGUCUGCCACCGAAUGUACACGUACAUUGA
Ostrea edulis (European flat oyster) is the source of this 3211-nucleotide messenger RNA. RefSeq names its product SWI/SNF-related matrix-associated actin-dependent regulator of chromatin subfamily D member 1-like. The transcript is spliced from 17 exons. Gene Ontology annotation, cellular component: nucleus; SWI/SNF complex. NCBI's taxonomy places the organism in Eukaryota, Metazoa, Mollusca, Bivalvia, Ostreida, Ostreidae. Gene Ontology annotation, biological process: regulation of transcription by RNA polymerase II. The coding region runs from base 120 to 1784 and encodes 554 amino acids. The record is from RefSeq and is a predicted model, not a curated record.